This is a messenger RNA of Aspergillus glaucus CBS 516.65, 511 nucleotides long. RefSeq lists its product as uncharacterized. Lineage: Eukaryota; Fungi; Ascomycota; Eurotiomycetes; Eurotiales; Aspergillaceae. The coding region runs from base 153 to 416 and encodes 87 amino acids. The record is from RefSeq and is a predicted model, not a curated record. The transcript has 3 exons.
AUUUGUAUGUUUUACAUACCUCGGCAUUUUCCUUAUUCGGUUUAUUCAUCAGGUUUUAAGGCCUCAGGCAUUAACUAGUAUUCUAAGGCAAGAAUGCUAACGUAAUCUACCUGUAGAGCGGUACAGUCGGGUCUGCAGAUAAUCCGGCAGCGAUGCUAUCGGAUCCGAGGAUCGAGAGAGAAAGAGAGACUGCUAUGAAGCUAUAUGGACAAAUGGAGUUGUACUAUGGAACAAUCUGGUUAUUGUACAGGAUCCUGAUCGGUAUGAAGAACCGGAAUCAGGGAAAAAUGCUCUUAUCUAAAGAGUGUGGUGGAGCUCGCGAGCGAUCCAAUAAUAUAUGGUGUUUUGGGGUGCGCCGCUCGGUGGUGGAUUACUCGCGCCCCUAUCAGUGGCGACCCGAUCCCGCGAUCAGUUAAAGACGUCCAGACCACAGUUGGGCGAGUUUUCAAUGCGAGCAUUUCCAUAGUCGUUGAUCAGCCUUUACUACCGAAAGCAUUCGGAAGAUUCGGUC